UCAAUGAGUAGUUCGUCUUUACAUGCGGACUUAAGUUACAAACUACUUUAAUAUCAACUUUAGAACUCAUAGAAUAAUCAAUUUAGUUUCGUAUUUGAUAAUCGUGCAAGGCGUUUAGUGGUGGUGACGUCAUCAUGUGACGCAGUGUAGUCUGUUUAUAGCAGUUUGUUGUCUGUUUUUGUCAAUUUAACGCUUCGAAAAUGUGAAGCGUUGUUCAUCUCUGAAGAUUUUCUUGGUGAACAAAACGUGUGGUGGCCUAUGUCCUAUUUGACUUCCACAAAGUCUGACUUUCUACCUAGACAGAUUAGGUAAACAAUAAAUGGACUGUGAUGAAUACAACACAAAGAGCAGAAGAAAAGCCCAAAAUGAAGGAGGACCUGCCAUGCCAUAACUCUGAAACAUUCUGCGUUUGGAAUGAUCUGGGCAGAGCAGCUGCUGCACCUUGUCAGUACAGUCCAUCCUCACUUCCUGGACCCAGAAUGUUGGCAAGCUGCGCUGAUCCCCCAAAACGAUGACAAGUCGACUCCAAGUCAAGGGUUCCAAUUGGUCUUUGCUGAGCCAGAUCCAGAGAGAUCUCAAGGUGACCAUGGCCGUACCGGCUGCUCUGAUCCCCUCAACUCCUCUCGUCCCGCCGCCUCCGAUCUCGACUCCCUCCGCGACGACGUCCCCGCCGUCGACAACUUCAUCGCCGUCUCCAUCCCUGGCCCCCCCGUCCGGACCCGGGCAGAACCUGUUCAGAUCAGAGCUCCUCGCCACCGGCAGCCCGGGCAUCCCGACCGCGGGUCUCCCUCCCGGCAAACCCGUGUACUCGACCCCGUCGCCUGUUGAAAACAUACCGCAAAACAAUGAGUGCAAGAUGGUCGAGUUGCGCGGCGCCAAAGUGGCGUCUUUCACCGUGGACGGCUGCGAGCUCAUCUGCCUUCCGCAGGCUUUCGACCUGUUCCUGAAGCACCUGGUCGGCGGACUGCACACGGUCUACACCAAGCUGAAGCGGCUGGAGAUCACGCCGGUGGUGUGCAAUGUGGAGCAGGUCCGCAUCCUCAGAGGGCUCGGCGCCAUCCAACCCGGGGUGAACCGCUGUAAACUCAUCUCCAGAAAAGACUUCGAGACUCUGUACAACGACUGCACCAAUGCGAGCUCCAGACCCGGUCGGCCUCCGAAGAGGACCCAGAGUGUGACUUCGCCAGAGAACCCCCACAUCAUGCCCCACUCAGUCCCCGGCCUCAUGUCCCCUGGCAUGAUGCCACCCACAGGCCUGACAGCAGCGGCGGCAGCAGCUGCCAACGCAGCCAUCGCAGAGGCCAUGAAGGUCAAGAAGAUCAAGCUGGAGGCGAUGAGCAGCUACCACAGCAACGCCAACCACCAUGGGGCCGACGGAGAGAAUGGAGACCUCAGCUCCAGCGUCGGCCUGGAACUCCCCUUCAUGAUGAUGCCACACCCCCUGAUCCCAGUCAGCCUGCCCCCAGCCUCUGUCACCAUGGCCAUGAGCCAGAUGAACCACCUCAGCACCAUCGCCAACAUGGCCGCCGCAGCACAGGGCCAGAGCCUGCCCUCCAGAAUGGUCACCUCUGUUAUAAAGCUGCUGGGGUUGCAGGAGCGAGUGCCGGACAGUCCAUCCCCUGCUCCCUCCUUAGAAGACCACAGGAGGCCGGGCAGUCACCCAUCAUCCCACCGCAGCAGCAGUGUGUCCAGCUCCCCAGCCCACACAGAAAGCUCCUCAGACAGGAUACCCGCACACCACAAUGGCCUGUCCAUGAACCACGCCCUGCUAGGCCUGUCCCCCAACAUCCCCCCUGGGCCUAAAGAGGGAGACCUGGCCCACGACAUGAGCCAUGAAGCAGCUGCACACAAGAGGAUGCACACUGACAAAGAGGACAACUCGAUGUGCACCCCGACAGCAAGAGAUAGCUACGAGAGGUUGUCAUUUGCCGGACAGGCUCUGCCCCCUGGCUUCCCCUCACCAUUCCUCUUCCCAGACGGCCUGUCGUCAAUAGAGACUCUCCUCACCAACAUACAGGGCCUGCUCAAAGUGGCGAUUGACAACGCGCGGGCUCAGGAGAAGCAGGUGCAGCUGGAGAAGACAGAGCUGAAGAUGGAGCUGUUCAGAGAGAGGGAGCUCAGGGAGACUCUGGAGAAGCAGCUCGCCAUGGAGCAGAAGAACAGAGCAAUCAUUCAGAAGCGUCUGAAGAAGGAGAAGAAGGCCAAGAGGAAACUCCAAGAGGCUCUGGAGUACGAAUCCAAGAGGAGAGAGCAGGUGGAGCAGACUCUGAAGCAGCCCUCGCCCUCUGACAGCAUGCGCUCGCUCAACGGUCAGACGCUCCACAGUGACACACGGUUACUGUACAUUUCACAUCUAACAGACUCUCUGACCCCUGAGAUGGAGAGUGACCGCAGCAGUGGAAGAACAGAUGCUGAAAGGACAAUACAAGAUGGAAGACUGUUCCUGAAAACCACCGUGAUGUACUGAUAAGGCCGCGAGGAGCUGGAGGAAAUAAAAAAUAAAGAAAUUCUGAAAAAAAGAAGAAGAAAAAAAAGAGAGAAAGAAAAAAAAGAAAAACCCAUGAAGAUUCUCAAGAGCCCUUAUCCAGGCUGAUUUAGUAGAGGAACGAGGUCAAGCUGCUUGUAGGAGUUCAGUGGAAAUGCUGUGGUCACCCCCAAAUGCUGGAGGAGAUUGUGUCUGAAUGUAGAGUAAGAAGAGGCCGACAUUAAAUAGUUUGAUGAGGCAGGUUUUGACGUAGCGAGUUGGCCAGCGUGAAGGAUAAACACAUAUAUUGAGCACAGUAAAAAUGUACCCGUGGUACACUGUUGGUAAUAACUCAUAAAUUCUCAGCACUGAAGAUUUUUAUACUGUAUCUCAGCCAGCGAGAAAGCUUCGAAAAACGAAAUCCGACUGAAGUUUUGUUUUGUAUUUCAAAUUGAAUUUUAAGACACUUAAAAGAAAAGAGAAAAAAAAACGUGGAAGAUGAACCCUGUGGAGAGAGAGGAGGAAAAAAAAGCAAAUCGAUCCAUGUGUUCAUCGAAAAAGAGAAGACCGAUGUUUGAUUCUCAUGUUUUCUAAAUUAGAUGACAAUACAAUCAAGUUUCCUUUUUACCAUUGUUGUAUAUACAAGAUCUGAUGAUAAUGAUAGGAAAAACUCACUCUAUCGAGCCCGAGUGGAUUGAUAAGGUAUGUGUAUAUAACGUUAAGAGGUAUUGUGUAUGCAGUAGAGCUAUUAGGCAAACAAUACCACCAUUUAUAUAAACCUACAGUUUUUGUUUUUGUUCUAUUUCUGAGCCAUCAUUCUUUCCUAUAGCUGCCAUUUUUUUGGUGAGAAAGCAUGCAGGCAUGUAAAUGUUUGUCCUGGAAUUAUGAUAUUUAAUAAAAUCCUAUAUUGUGCUGAACAAAUACUAGGGUUGACUCACUCAAGCCCAGAUGAUUUUGAAAACAUAAUUAUCAAACAUUUCACUUUCAAAAAUGAAGACUUUUGCUGUCAAUAGUACUGUAAUCUUUGUAACAGAGGUAAUAUUUCUUGGAAUUUACUGUACAUUUUUUGUCAUGAGACACACUCGAAGUCAGCACCUCUCAAUGCUUUUUUUAAGAAAAAAAAAAGGAUCCAGACUAGUAACGAUCAGCUCGAAAAACAACUUUUUUGAAAAACCUGAAUGCCAUUUAACUGCAUUUGCUCAAAUCCCUGUUGAACCCACGCAAAAACACACUUUUCUUUUAUUUUCGAGUGUUUCAUGAUAUCCUGAAAGAAAAAGAAAAAAAAGAGAAAAAAAAGCCCAUAAUAACUUAUGAUUUUCCUUGUUUCCUUUCCCCGAAGACUUUUGAAUUUCGGUGCUGAGAAACACCUGUGUAUAUUCUCUAGACAUACGCUGAUGUCAGUCCUUUAACUGCAAAACAGUUUAGACCUUAUGUGUUACAAUCAGAAGGCGGAAGAGGAGGAAGAGGAGAAGUGUCCCAUGUUCACAAUGUGUUUGUUCUUUAUGUUCUCAAUGGAGUGUCUAGGUCUGUUGUCACUGAUAACUUAUAUAGCUUCUCGAAUCAUCUCUUCAUUGUACUUCAAGUUCAAAAUAAAGUUAACAUGUUGAUGAUAAAA
Acanthopagrus latus (yellowfin seabream) is the source of this 4079-nucleotide messenger RNA. RefSeq names its product dachshund d (gene dachd). Bases 512 to 2467 code for a protein of 651 amino acids. The transcript has 15 exons. The record is from RefSeq and is a predicted model, not a curated record. Lineage: Eukaryota; Metazoa; Chordata; Actinopteri; Spariformes; Sparidae.